AAGGCAGCAAAAAUAAUUGGAAAAAGAAUGCUUGCGAGCGAGGGAGAGAGAGAGAUUGGGGAAAAAUGAUAAUAGAAAAGUAGAGAAUAAAAAGAGACCGGAUGUUGACAAAUAUCGUGUCACUGUUCUUAGAAGGUCGUUUGUUUGUGUAAAAAGAUUUCUUAUCUGGGAUCUCUCUGUCUCUCUCUUACAUAAAUAAAAAUAACUAUCUUUUCUACCUUUGUCUCUCUAAGUAUCAUUUUUUUUUUCCUCCUUUCUUUCCUCUUGUUGUUGCUGUUUCCUGGUGUUCUUGUUGUUGUUGAGAGAGAAAGUGAGACUUAGGGAUAUAGAGAGAGAAAGAGAGGAAUAGUGGCCCAGCAGAUCGAAAUCUCCUUUUAUUCAAUUGAGAAGAGACGAUCUAAGCCCUUUCAAUGGAGUUAGAGCAAUACCCACUCUCUGUUUUUGCUUUUCUUCUUGUCCUUUGAGCUCCUUCCCUCUCGUUUUCUUUUCUUCUCUCCUUACGUUUCUCUGAUAGUGCCAGUCUCUUGUGAGAGAGUCUUGUAAUUUUUCUUUGUCUGAUGUAGAAGUUGGGACUGUCGAAUGAUUGUAUGCUUGUAGGAUUCUUGAGUUGAAAUGAGAUAAAAAGAGGUGCGGGUCUGAGGUAAUAUUAAUUUCUCUUAUGAGUACUUUGAUUUUGUUCUUUUCUAAUUAUAAUGUUUUUUUGGGUUUAAUUUGUUUUGUUUAAUGCUUUUGUCAAUUGGGGUUUGCUUUAAUAUGUUCUUUUGGGGAUGGGUUUCGUAUCUCUUAUCAGUUUGGUGAAUUUGGGUUGAGGGUUGAGGUCUUGUGGGCAAUUCAGAUUAUGCAUUUCUGGGCGCCUGACUUAGUUUCCUUUUUGUGUAUGUUUGUUUCUUUUGGCAGCCUUGAUUGCCAAUAGGAUUUGGUUAUGUGUGGGGUUUUAGAAGUUUCUGUUGUGAAAGCUGGGGCACUUCUACUGCUCAUAUUUGAUAGUAAUCUUUUGUUAAUUAAGAUUGUAUGCUUGUAGAGGAUCUGUCUGUUCACACUGAAAUGUCUGAUUUAUUCUGUAUAUCAGGGAUUUUUCUGUCGUCUUAUAGCUUUGAUAUUAUUGACUUGAGUGCCGGAAGUAAUGGUUUCUAUUGUGUUCUAAUUUUGCUCCCUUAUUAGGUUUAGUGAAACCAAUCGACUAACUAGGUUGUCGGAACGUCUCAACGUUUCUUCCCAUAUUCAGAUUAAGGUUUCUGAUUGUAAUGUAUAUGGUCACUGUUAGCCUAAUCAGUUCCCUUUAACUGUUUUAGCUUGUUGAAGUAGGUAGAUGAUUUAUGUCAGCUAAACGUUGAUAGUUCACCCUGGUUUUGAGCUGUGUUAGUUGUUAGUUAGUGUAAUUUAACCAGAUUAUCAGAAAGGCAAAUAGGCCUAGUUUCCCGACCUGUCACACCAACAAAAUUUGUAAGUUCUGUUGGUUGUUAAUGUAUGCUGCAUUUGGAACAGUUGUUAUCGAAUCAUCCGGAUUUUAAGAAAUCGCUUAUGUGUUUGUGGAAAUCGAACAGUAGUGACUUUCAUAAGGAAGUUACCUAUUUGAGUUUAUAAACUUAGGAAUUUUUAAUUGGGGGUGAAGUGAAUUUCAGAUGGGAUAAAAAGAAGUUCAGUUACAUAACCAUAAUAUCUGUUGGCCAUGUUUUUUUUUUUUUUUUUUUGUGGCAUCUGUUGGCCAUUUUUCUCUUGGCUGUUGCGAAUUUCUUGAACACAAGUUGUCUGGAUGUUUGGGUACUCCGGCGGGCCCAUUCCCACAUUGGAACCAGCCCUAGAGAAAGCAGGAGAUUGUAGGGUUACUUAUACAUGAUUUUUGAGUGUCUUUUGGUUUGUUCAUGUAGGUUGUUCUCCAAAAGCUUAUGGUGGUUGGAUCGAUAGCCUGUAAAAUAGAACUCAGGUUAGCAUAAACGAAGUACUUGUUUACUAGAGUUCAUAAAUUCUUUGAAUUUGAAAAGAGUCAGCAGUUCUGUGGCUUUGCAUCAGUUUCCAGUAUCAUACACAUAUCUCCAACAGGCUUCUCUUCCUUCUUUCUUAUGAAAUCACAUACUGUCUUUUGAGGAAACUAUCCUGUAUGCAACUAAUAGUUUCUUGUAAUGUAUUUGACAUUCAUCACUCCUUUUUGUCUACUGCCAGGAAUGGGAACCAAAGUGCAGUGUGAAAGCUACUUUCCUGGACAUUUUCAAAUGAGGGAUCUUAGUGAUGAGUCUAACAGUUGUAGCUGGCCCCUAUAUUAUGGAGAUAAAACCUUCACAAAUGGUCAGUACUACAAUGGUUUCAUGCCAAAGGCAAUCACGGACACUUAUUCAGGGUAUGAUAAAGACUUAGUAAAGAGGACAAUGCUCGAGCAUGAGACCAUAUUCAGGAACCAGCUGUACGAGCUUCACCGCCUCUACAGAAUACAAAGGGACUUGAUGGAUGAAGUUAAAAGGAAGGAAACACCACAGAAAAGUCGAGUGCAGGUCGAUGCAUCACUGUCAUCAAGCCCCUUAGCAUCUCAAGUUACACCUGAAGAUGCUAGGAAAUGGCAUAUCCCUAGCUUUCCACUGGGAAAUUCUGUUUCUGCUCGGCCAUCUACUUCUGCCAUUGAGAAUAUUAAUUCACCGUUAAGUUCCGUCAGAGGAAGCAGCACAUAUGCCAGUCCCUUUCCAUAUAAGAAUGGUAGUACUUCAAAGGAUGUUGAGAUAUUGGAGUCGAGACCCACAAAGGUGAGGAGAAAGAUGUUCGAUCUCCAGCUUCCGGCCGAUGAGUACAUAGAUACUGAAGAAGGGGCACCAAACAAUGUGUCUGGAAAAGCAAAUCAGCUGGUCAAGGGAAAUCUGAGUAAUAUUUCCAAGAAUGGUUUCAGUCAGAAUAAUUGCCAGGAUAAUGGUUCACUGUCUGAAUCAUGUUUAAGGGGCAAAAUUAGUAUGGCUGAUUUGAAUGAACCAAUUGUGAUUGAAGAAACUAAUCCUUCUGAACAUGUUAGUAUUCUUGGUGAUACCCCUUUCCAUGGGGAGGUUAGAGGUACAGAUUUGGAUGGUAAGCAGAAGUCACGACUCAGAGGUUCUCCGGAUGAGACACCUCAUCGUGGGAGUGAUAAUGGGCCUUUGACUAGACCUGAUCAUCAGAGUAAUGGAAUUGGGAAGCAGUGGUUGACUCAUGUUGAUGAAGCAGGACAUGCUAUGAACAAUCUCAAAUCUGUUUCUGAGACUCUUCAGGCCGAAAGGUUCCCGUCAUCUUCUCGGUCGAUGCAGGCCCUACCCAACGACAGAGCUCUUGAACCUCCAAACUUUUCAGUUACUGAUCAAAAGAAGAAUCAGUCGAGAGAUAGAAGCAGUCAUGGUGUAGACCUUUCAGAAAGAAGUCCUGAUGAUUCUAAUAAUAGUUGUCACCGAGCGGUUAUUGCUUCCGGUAUAUCCAAUCCAUAUCUGUUUGCACCUGAUUUGAGCAAGUCUUGGUCUCACUCUGCUUUGUCUUGGGAAAAGCCUACUGGAAUCUUGAACCAGAAUGGUAUCUCUGUUCAAUUGCAUCCUCAUUUGAAUUCGUCAUCUGCAACAUUGAGUAAGAGUUCUCAGUCAUCAACUCAAAGCAAUGGGAUAUUUGGAGAUCGAUGGAACUGGAACAACACCAGCUCUACAUCUAACCAUAAAUAUGGGAAUGAAGUGUCUAACCGAAAUGGAUAUUACCACGGAAUUUCUACAGGGUUGAAGGAACUACAGUUUUCUAUUCCUUCAGGAAGUUAUGGCCACGUGAACUGUGGUACUGCUGACAAUGCAGCAGCUCAAGAGCAGCUAAUCAAUCAUGCUUCAGUUAAGUUCUAUCAGAAUUCCAGUUACAUGGAUUUGAAGCCCAUUAAAGAUGUGAACUUGAAUGUGGCAAUAUCAAAUGGGAUAUCAAAUAAGGAGGCUACUCGGCACGGUAUUGAGAGCAUAGAUUUGGAAAGAAAGGAUGACGAAAAUCUCUCUUCUUUGCCUUGGCUAAGGGGUAAACCGACUUUCAAAAGUGAGGCAUCUAGUACUGAGAUGGUUCUCAAUGCUGGGAAAUUGAGUUUCUUGGAUUCCACUCAAAAUCUCACAGACAAAAGUUUUAGGGGUUCUCUUCAUCCUGUCUGGCAGGGUAAGAAAUUAGCUUCUCAUUCUAUUAAUCCUGAUGCCACUAGGAUUGAAGUUAGGGAGUCCGCUGCUUGCCGAAAAAUUCUUGGUUUCCCCAUUUUUCAAAGUGCACAUGCUCCCAAGACAGAGUCUCUGUCUUUCACUUCUCCUUAUUGCUCCAUUGCUACUCCAUCCGAAACAGAGGCAGGAAACAAGGUAAAAAAUGUACUGUUCGAUAUGAACAUGCCCUUUGAUGAUCUGGUAGCUGUUGCUGAUUUUGCUCGGAAGGCCUCUGAUGAAGUCGAACUUGUCAAUAAUGGGAAAGAUACCAAGAAAGUUUCCAACGUCAGAUGUGAGAUUGACUUGAACUCUUGUGUAAGUGAAGAUGAAGCUGCUUUACUCUCUUCCGUUCCUUAUUGCAUAGAGAAGACUGUUACAGGAAUAGACUUGGAAGCUCCAAUAGUUCCUGAGAUUGAGGAGAAUGUCGAAUGCAUAGCAAAGGUUGGUAAAGAACCUUCAUUAGCAAGCCAUCAAGAAUCUGAAAUACAACUAGAUGAAUUCGUCAGAGUAGCAGCUGAGGCAAUAGUUUCCAUCUCAUCAUCGUCUGCCCCCCAAGAUCGAGCAGAAAGUGCUAGCUGUACCCUUCAUUGGUUUGCAGAAAUAAUCUCCUCUUGUGGGGAUGACUUGGAAAGCAAGUUUAAAGCUCUCUCCAGAGUAGACAAUAAUGAUUUGUCUUCCUUUGAAGAAUUUGAUUACUUCGAGCUGAUGACUCUAAAAUUGACAGAGACCAAAGAAAAAGAUUACAUGCCGGAGCCUCUUGUCCCAAAAGAUUUGAUAUUGGAGGUGACGGGCCCCAGCACUGUGGUUCCCACUAAAUCACGAAGGGGUAAUGCGAGGAGAGGAAGGCAGAGACGGGAUUUUCAAAGGGACAUCCUUCCUGGGCUUGUAUCUCUUUCUAGGCAUGAGGUAACUGAGGAUAUUCAGACGUUUGGUGGGCUAAUGAGAGCUACGGGUCAUGCUUGGCAGUCGGGAUUACUGAGGAGGAACUCGACUAGAAGUGGGUGUGGAAGAGGAAGGAGGCGGUUGGUGGUUAGUCCUCCUCCACCUCCAACGCCUCCGGUGGCGGUGGCUGUAAGUCCGCUAACCCCUUGUGCUCCGCUGAUUCAUCAACUGAGUAGUAUUGAAGUGGGAAUGGAGGAUAGAAGCCUAAGAGGUUGGGGAAAGACAACUAGGCGCCCACGCAGGCAAAGGUGCCCAGCUGGUAAUCUUCCAACUCUCCCUGUGACCUAAAAUUACAAAUGAGAGGCCUUUUUCGCCUUGUGAAAAUUCUAUAAAUGGAAAAAAAGCAUUGGAGUGGGUAACAUUUUUCUGCUGGCUCUCCGGGGAUUGAGUUUUCUUGUGAUCAACCGUGGGGAUUUCCUUGUACAUUCCUUAGCCCAGAAUCCCAGGUCUCCUUGGCUUCCUUCCAUGGGUGACUUGCCACCAACCUUGUACCACUUGUAAAUAAUGUCAGCAUUCAAGAUUCAUACUACCAGGAUACAUUUCUGAGCAGUAGCAGCAGCAGCGUAGUUUGGUUUGAGUCAGCAAAGAGAGGGAAAAGCACCAUACUUGGUUUCUCAAAGAGUCAUCAUAAUCUCUGGUGAUAGAGAUAGAGAAAGAGGGACGCAGUAUAACUGCUUGUGAUUGAUUGCAUUCUUCUUCGAUUCAAGAGGGCAAGACAAACAAAGCUGACAUUGUUUGUAAUAACUGUAGAUUCCUUAGAAUGGCUACGUUGUUUUUUCUCUUUUCACUACGGGUGUUCAGUGAAUUAUGGUUCUGCAUAACAGAGAAUGGAUGAGGAAAGCUUUUCAGCCUGUGUUUUAUUUUGGGCGCCAACUUGACAACUACUAGAGGAUAAACCCACCAUAAAUAAAUGACAGAAACGUGU
Linum trigynum is the source of this 6024-nucleotide messenger RNA. NCBI's taxonomy places the organism in Eukaryota, Viridiplantae, Streptophyta, Magnoliopsida, Malpighiales, Linaceae. The record is from the annotation of a GenBank genome assembly.